This is a messenger RNA of Ostrea edulis (European flat oyster), 877 nucleotides long. RefSeq names its product P2X purinoceptor 7-like. The record is from RefSeq and is a predicted model, not a curated record. The transcript has 2 exons. Lineage: Eukaryota; Metazoa; Mollusca; Bivalvia; Ostreida; Ostreidae. Bases 43 to 522 code for a protein of 159 amino acids.
CACAUUUAUGUAUGAUUUAUAUUGUAGGAACACAUUUCAAUUAUGGAGGUGGAUGAACUUCGAGAACUGUGCCUAACGAUGGCAGAAAAACAACCUGGUCUAGUUCACGAUAUCAUGCAUCCUCCUACCCAACAAGGGGGCUACCACCCACAACCUGGCGGGACUUGCCCAAACUGGUGUGUUUGUGGAAAUUGCCGGCAGAUGCCAACAGAAAGGGAGAAAGUGUGCUGUGGGAAAGAGCAAUGCAUAACUCUUUUACCAGACUUCUCGGUGCUAAUUCUCGAUGAAGCUGUGCUAGCCCUUGCCAGACUAUAUAGGAGAGACAUUUUGGUCUUCAAUGAUGAAGUGGACGAGAGAAAAGGCAACCGUCACCAAGCGUACCGACAGUAUAUCUUGUGGACCUAUGGCAGACUAGGUGCAGGGGACAGACGGGUCAUUCCAUCCUGCGCGGUUUGGUCUAUUAGAGACAAGUUUCCUGACCCUUUUGGUCAAUACACUGGAUUUGUUGCAGGGCGAAUAUAAAUGUACAUAGCCAAAUAUAAUAUAUAUAUAUAUAUAUGUGUUUGUAAAUGUAAUUGUAUAUAUACUAACCUAAAAAUUAUGAUAGCCAGUUGUAUAUUAUUUUAAUACUGCUAGUCCAAUAUUGUUAUUCUCUAUAAAUAUCCUAGAUUUUUUUGUUUGGUAUUGCAACUAUGAAGUUGAAAUAUUUUUACAUCCUCGUAGCCAUGUUUAAAAAUUUACCUAUAUCUUAGUAAAAUGAACUAUUAUCAAUCACUUUUGAUUUUUUACACAUUGUUCAUAUCAUUAUCAAUAAUCUGUUGUGGUAAAAGAUUGAAGAAAUUGUUGUAACAAGAAUAAAUUUUCUAGGUGUUUUAAA